AUGGCCGACGCGGACGAGCCCCAGUUCAACUCGCUCGCCGAGAGAAUUGCGGCGCUCAACAAGCAAAAGAAUUUCGACACGGCUAGUCCCUCACGCAAGAAGCCGUCACUGCCUACGCCGACUUCGCCCGUCGGUUCGCCAUCGACACAUGGGCUCGCGGCGGCGACGGCGAAAGCGAAAGCAGCGCCAACACCAACGCCAACGCUGCCUCCGCGGCCCAUCAGAAACAACGCGCCGCCUCCGCUGCCUCGCCGCGAGUCCCAGCCUUCGAUCGCUUCCCCCGUCGAGUCGUCGCGGCAGACAAAGUCGGAUGGCCGUCGACUCCCUCCGCCCCCUCCGCCUGUGCUGCCGUCCCGCACACCGUCGUCCCAAUCGUCGCCGCCACCCCGACAGCACCUAGCAGCCCAAGCUGGCCUCUUGGCAAGCUUGGCACGUCGACCCAGCUCUGCAUCGUCGGAGAGAUCGCAGCUCUCGACCGUGUCGUCCGUCUCCAUCGGCCACCCGGCGUCCUCCAUCUCGAGUCAGGCGUCCAACGGCGGCCGCAUGUUGCCCCCGACCUACGAUCCCUCGAGCCUACCCCCGCUGGCCCCCACGAGGCGGGAGCUCGAGGCGAAGGCGAAGGAGACCGAAGCUGCGGCCAAGGAGGCGGCCGAGAAGCAAUCGGGCGCUGCAAAGGGUAGCAAGUUCGGUUCCAAAGAAACCCGGCCAUCGCCCAGGCCAACGCCGACGGUGCCGUCGAGGCCGAGUCUUCCUCCGAGGCUGCCGUCGAGGCCUGCGAGGUCGCCGAUUCCGCCGCCCGAGGCGGCCGAGCCCAAGCCCGCGGCUCGAAAGUUGCCUCCGAUGCCCGUUCGAGGCUCCGAAAGCGCCCGGUCGACGCCGCCGAUUCCGACGCCGCGCCAGGACGACGAGGCGCCGCCCGCAAUCCCUCAUGCCUCGCGGCCGUCGGUUACGCAGAUUCAUUCAUUCUCGGGCCGGGUUGCCGAACCGGAACGGCAAGCGCAGCCGUUUCCUGAUUGUUGGGUUUGUCGGGACUGGAGCGGCCCGGACGCUGUGGCGGCGCAGUACCCGACCGCGAGUCUUCCUCGGAACGACCCGGUCGGUCACCUCGCCCGCGGCCUCUGCGGCCCCUUCCCCUCCUCGGCGGAUAAAGCGCGGGCCAUCUUCAGCUGGUGCCACCACAACAUCAGCUAUGAUACCCAGGCCUUCUUCAGCAACAACGUCAAGCACAUGGAGGUCGAGGACACCAUCUUCAGCGGCCGGGCCGUAUGCCAGGGCUACGCCGAGACGUACCAAGCCAUCGCCAACCGGGCCGGCCUCGACUGCGUCGUCGUCUGCGGCCAUGGCAAGGGGUACGGUCACACGCCCCUGAAGAGGGGUGAGCGUCCGCCGCCGCCCAAGCCGGACGGGCACGCCUGGAACGCCAUUCGCUUGGACGGCGGGGCCUGGAAGCUCAUCGACGCCUGCUGGGGAGCCGGCCACGUUUGCGGUGCCAACCAGCUGUUCAAGAAGGAGUUUUCCCCCGGCCAGUUUACCAUGAGCAACGACAAGUUUGGGCUGAGGCACUUCCCGCGCGACGGCCGUCACCAGCACCGGUCCGACGGCCGCACCGUCUCGUGGGAAGAGUACUUUCGGGGUCCCAUCGACGGCGAACCGCCCACCUUUUACUCGGACGGGCACCAGGAAGGCGUCGCCGAGGACAGCGUCGAGCCGAGGGAAAAGGAGAUUUCCGUCUCGGACGCCCAAGCCGUCGUCCGCUUCCAGUUCUCCAAGAUUUGCGAGCACUGGACGUCGGAGGCCAACGGACUGGGCAAGCCUCCGCUCCUGCUGCUCACCAUUCACGGCGUCGAUGGGCGAAAGGACGACAUGAUACCGAUGGAGACGAACGGAUUUUGGCACUGGGCCGACGUCCACGCCAGAGACCUGGGCGCUCCGGGACAGACGGUCCAGGUUGUUGCCCUGUCGACGAUGGGCGACCAGGACGGCCGUGGCGUGACGGCAGCCGAGUUCCUGUCCAAGAGGGGCAAGGUCGGCAUGUCAUGGAAGGGCGUCAUCGCCUGGCAGUUGAUCUGA
Molecule: messenger RNA, 2070 nt
Organism: Drechmeria coniospora
Lineage: Eukaryota; Fungi; Ascomycota; Sordariomycetes; Hypocreales; Ophiocordycipitaceae
Exons: 1
Coding region: 1-2070 (689 amino acids)
Source: RefSeq, a predicted model, not a curated record